CAGCAGCAGCACCACCUUCACCUUCAUCAUCUCCCGCGGCGACGGCGGCGGAGGCGGAGAAUCGGUGGCAGCAUCAUCGGCAGCAGCGUUAAAACUAGCACCAUCAGCAUCAUCAGCAGUGUCAUCGGCAGCAGCAGCAUCAUCAUCAGCAGUAUCAUCAUCAUCAGCAGUAUCGGCAUCAGCAGGACUGGCGCUCCUGGCAGAAGUCGUUUGGGCGGCAGUGCUGGCUGGCAGCGCGAGGCAUCGGCAGUCGACACCACCACCAACACCGCCACCAACGCCAACUCCAAGGGCAGCAGCAGCAGCGGUGCAGCAAUGAGCAGCUGCAGGUACAACGGGGGUGUCAUGAGGCCCAUGUGCAACUCCAGCGUGGCGAGGAAGGGCGAGUGUCUGAACCAGGAUCCAGAAGCGCAGAGACUCCAGCCAGAACUCGUGGCUUCUCAGUCGCCGGUGGUGUCGAGUGGUGACUCGGGUGGUGGUGGUGGUGGAACAGCAGCAGCGGCCGUGGGUGGCAGGAUCGAGCAGACGAACCCCAUUCGCCCACCAGCAGCAGCAGCGGCGGCGGCUACCGGGCCCUCCUCGAGGUCCGUGUCGAUCUCGAAGGAGGAGAAACCCAAAAAACACAACAUCGGCUACCGCCUGGGACUCCGGCGGGCGCUCUUCGAGAAGCGGAAACGGCUGAGCGACUACGCGCUCAUCUUUGGCAUGUUCGGCAUCGUGGUGAUGGUGAUCGAGACGGAGCUGUCGUGGGGGGUCUACACCAAGACGUCGAACAUCUCCCUGGCGCUCAAGUGCCUCAUCAGCCUCUCCACCCUCAUCCUGCUCGGACUCAUCGUGGUCUACCACGCGCGCGAGAUACAGCUCUUCAUGGUGGACAACGGCGCGGACGACUGGCGCAUCGCCAUGACGUGGGAGCGCAUCUUCUUCAUCGCCCUCGAGCUGUCGAUCUGCGCGGUGCACCCCGUGCCGGGCCACUACACGUUCACGUGGCGCGCCCGGCUCGCCUUCACGCACGACGCCUCGCAGGUGGAGGCCGACGUCGACAUCGUCCUCUCCAUCCCCAUGUUCCUGCGCCUCUACCUGAUCGCGCGCGUCAUGCUGCUGCACAGCAAGCUGUUCACGGACGCGUCGUCGCGAAGCAUCGGCGCCCUCAACAAGAUCAACUUCAACACGCGCUUCGUCAUGAAGACGCUCAUGACCAUCUGCCCCGGCACCGUGCUGCUCGUCUUCAGCAUCUCGCUGUGGAUCAUCGCCGCGUGGACGGUGCGCGCGUGCGAGAGGUGA
This is a messenger RNA of Lethenteron reissneri (Far Eastern brook lamprey), 1284 nucleotides long. Its product is annotated as small conductance calcium-activated potassium channel protein 2-like. Lineage: Eukaryota; Metazoa; Chordata; Hyperoartia; Petromyzontiformes; Petromyzontidae. Gene Ontology annotation, biological process: potassium ion transport. Gene Ontology annotation, cellular component: membrane. The record is from RefSeq and is a predicted model, not a curated record. Gene Ontology annotation, molecular function: small conductance calcium-activated potassium channel activity.